UCUCCUUUCAUGUUUCUUUCCUUCCUGCCCAAGAAAUCCCUUUUCUUUCUCUCCAACAUCUUGCUUUUGUGAAUUUUAAAGUUGACUGUGAAACGGGUUUUUUAAUAUCAUCAUUGAUAUUGCAUGCAGAUGAGAAGAAAAUGUGUGUGAAAAAGGAAUAGGAGUAGUGAAAAUGACGAAGGGCGACGGUUCAGAGAAGACGAGAGGAGUUCCUACCGACCAUGGCUUCACCGAUAUUGUGCUUUCUUGGUCCCUUGAAGAUAUUGAAAACGAAGACCUUUACAAGUACCAGGUGGAAAAGAUUCCACAAUCCUUUGAAUCAAUUGGCCAGUAUUUUGGGUCAUAUGUUUACCCCUUACUGGAAGAAACUCGUGCACAACUGCAUUCGAGUAUGGAGAUUAUUUCAAGAGCCCCUUUUGCUGAAGUAAUUGCAUGUCAUGAAUCUAAGGCAUAUGGUACAAAAUUGUAUGAUGUUGAAGUUGAUCAGUGGAGAAACAGAUUCACUGUUCGUGGCGAGGAGCCUUACAAGACAUUGCCAGGAGAUGUAUUUGUUUUAGCAGAUGCAAAACCCGAGGAUGUUUCUGAUUUACAAAGAAUAGGAAGGCAAUGGGCUUUUGUAGCUGUCACCAAAAUUCUAGAGGAUGUGAAUGAGGAUGAUAGCUCAUCAACCAGAUUCAAAGUCAAAGCAUUGAAAGACAUUGAAGUUGACGCUGGGAACCAUAAGUCUUUGUUUGUGAUUUUCUUGAUAAAUACAAUCCCUAACAAGAGAAUAUGGAACGCAUUGCACAUGCCGGGAAAUCUACAGAUUAUCAAGAAAGUUUUGUGCACUAAUUCUUUGAUUGAGGAAGAUUGUAAUCUCUGCUCUGCAGAGAGUGAUGGCAGCUGGCAUGAGAAAUUUGGGACCAUCAUAAAUUCUAAACUGAAUGAACCCCAAACCCAGACAUUUUUGGCAUGUCUUCGUAAGAUGCAUUGCAGCCACAAGACGGAAGUGGAACUUAUAUGGGGCCCACCCGGUACAGGGAAAACAAAAAUCAUUAGUACUCUGCUCUUAUCCUUUUUUAGAAUGGGAUAUAGAACUCUUACCUGUGCCCCAACAAAUGUUGCAAUUACAGGAGUGGCCUCCGGCAUAACAGAGUUGGUGAAAGAAUUGCUUAAAACUGAUGGUUCGUUUUGCUCAUUGGGAGAUAUUCUUUUGUUUGGGAAUAAGGAGCGACUCAAACUUGGUUCAGACAUUGAAGAGAUAUAUUUAGAUUAUCGGGUCCAAAGGCUUACAGAGUGCUUGGGACAUCGGACUGGUUGGAGGCAUUGUUUUGAGUCAAUGAUUGAUCUUCUUGAGAAUUGUGUUUCUAAGUAUCACGUGCUCUUGGAAAAUGAAUCGAUAAUAGAGAGAGAAAAGAGCAAAGAAAAAGAGAUCAAAGAGGAAAGCAGGGAGGAAACUGAUGCUAGCAACGAAACUUACAAGUCAUUUCUUGAUUUUGUGAGAAAAAGAUUUGUUUCUAUUUCAUCACCACUCAAAAAUUGUUUUCGAGUCUUCCAUACACAUUUACCCAAAAGUUACACUCAAAGCAAUUUCCAAAACAUGAUUUCUCUAAUUGGCCUACUUGAGUCUUUUGAAACCUUAUUGUAUCAAGAUAGCGUGGAGUCUGAAGUCCUGGAGGAGCUUUUUUCUCGUUUAGAAGUAGUUGGAGAUGCUGUGCAGCCACUUAUGGAUAUACCCCAGUUGCAUGCAAGUAGAAAAGAAUGCCUUUCUGUUCUAAAAACUCUUCAGGCUUCAUUUAACAAACUUGAGCUUCCAAUGGGUAUGAACAAAGAAUCAACAAUGGAUUUUUGUCUUCAAGCGGCUUCCUUACUUUUAUGCACUGCUUCAAGUUCUUACAAACUGCAUUCGGUGGCAAUGAAACCACUGAGCAUUCUGGUUAUUGAUGAAGCUGCACAAUUAAAGGAGUGUGAGUCAGCCAUACCCCUUCAACUUCCAGGUUUAAGGCAUGCUAUUCUGGUUGGGGAUGAGUGCCAAUUACCAGCAAUGGUUGAAAGCAAUAUUUCUAGCGAAGCUGGUUUUGGGAGGAGUCUAUUUGAGAGAAUGAGCUCACUGGGUCACUCGAAGCAUCUUCUUAAUAUACAGUAUCGAAUGCAUCCGUCUAUAAGUUCUUUCCCAAAUUUGAAUUUUUAUUGCAACCGGAUCAUAGAUGCUCUGAAUGUUAAAAGAAAAGGCUAUGAAAAGCACUACCUUCCAGGGCCAAUGUUUGGUACAUAUUCUUUUAUAAAUAUAGUAGAUGGAAGAGAAGAACAAGGUGAUGUUGGGUAUGGUUGGAGAAACCUGGUCGAAGUUGCUCUUGUCAUGAAAAUAUUGCUCAAUUUAUACAAAGCUUGGGUUGGUUCAAGACAGAAGCUCAGUAUUGGUGUAAUAUCUCCUUAUGCUGCUCAAGUAGUUGCAAUUCAGGACAAACUUGGAAGGAAGUAUGUUAAUAUUGAUGGGUUCACAGUGAAGGUGAAGUCAGUUGAUGGGUUCCAGGGUGGGGAGGAGGACAUAAUAAUAAUAUCAACUGUGAGAUCUAAUAGGUAUGCAUCAAUUGGGUUCAUAUCGAAUCCUCAGAGAACGAAUGUUGCUCUUACCAGGGCGAGGCACUGUCUAUGGAUCUUGGGAAAUGAAGGUACACUUGGUAAUAGUGACUCCAUCUGGGAAGCCUUAGUACUUGAUGCUAAGAAACGUCAGUGUUUCUUUAAUGCUGAUGAGGACAAGGAUUUACACAAAGCACUUUUAGAUGUGAAGAGAGAAUUUGAACAAUUUGAUGAUUUGCUGAAUGGAGAUAGCUUACUUUUCAGAAGUGCUAGGUGGAAGGUUCUUUUCAGUGAUAAUUUUCUGAGAUCAUUUAAAAAAUUGAAGUCUGUAAUGAGAAAAAACUUGGUUAUAGAACAUCUACUUAAACUUUCCCGUGGCUGGAGACCCAAGAAGAGAAGUUCAGAUCCAGUUUGUGGAAGUUCUUCACAGAUCAUAAAGCAAUUUAAGGUUGAAGAUCUUUAUAUUGUUUGUGCAAAUGACAUCAGAAAGGAAUGGAGUGACGAAGUAAAGGAACUGAUGUACUAUCAAGUUUUGAAGGUCUGGGAUAUAUUACCUGCAGAGGAAAUUCCAAAAUUAAUCAAACGGCUUGAUAGCAUGUUUGGGAAAUAUACAGAUGACUUUCUUAAUCGCUGCAAAGAGAAAUGUCUUGAGAGGAGUUUGGAAGUUCCGAAGAGUUGGUCAAGCUCUUUUGAUAUUGUACGGAUUAGGAAUGUUGCUAAUAGUGAAAAUGAGAGUGAUUUAGUUGGUUGCGCUUCUGAUGGUAGAAGUUAUGUUGAGAAUGCAAAGGUUAGUGAGAGUCUGAUGCUGAUGAAAUUCUACUCUUUCUCAUCUGGUGUUGUGGGUCAGUUGCUUUCAAACAAGGAUAGUGGUGAACUGGAUCUUCCAUUUGAAGUAACUGACCAAGAGCAGGAGAUAAUCGUUUUACCUAGAAGUGCUUUUAUACUUGGACGGUCAGGUACUGGGAAAACCACUGUUUUGACUAGGAAGUUAUUAGAGAAAGAAAAGGUGUUCCAGAUGGCAACAGAAUUAUUUUAUGGUGUGAAGAGCAAUAACCUUGUGCAUAGCCCAGAGAAUGAGGUUGAGGAGACCUUGGCAGAAACAAAGAGAACUAUAUUGCACCAGCUUUUUGUGACAGUGAGCCAUAAACUGUGUUAUGCUGUCAAACUGCAGGUCACACAACAUGUUUCUCAGUUGAAAAGCUCUGUCUGUGAUGGUGAUUGCUCUAAAGGUACCGGUUCAAAUGAUAUUGAUGAUUUUGACGAUGCAGUUCAAUUCAAGGACAUCCCAGAUUCUUUUGUUGGUGUUGCUACCAUGUCCUAUCCUCUUGUGAUAACAUUUCAUAAAUUUCUGAUGAUGCUUGAUGGAACUGUGGGCAAUUCCUACUUUGAAAGAUUCCAUGAAGUGAGAAAACUUAAUCCUAGUCGAGUUGGUGGUAGAUCAGUUGCCUUAGAGACCUUUAUAAAGUUGAAGGAAGUUAAUUAUGAGAGGUUUAGUUUAUCAUACUGGCCCCAUUUCAAUGCCAAGCUAAUUACAAAGCUUGACUCUUCCAGAGUUUUCACAGAGAUUAUUUCUCAUAUAAAAGGUGGCCCACAAGCUGUAGAGGAAGGUGAUGGUAAGCUCAGUCGUGACGACUAUCUUUUACUAUCAAAUAGCCGUGUUUCCAGUUUAAGUAGACAGGAGAGAGAAAUAAUAUAUGAGCUCUUUCAAAAUUAUGAAAAGAUGAAGAUGGAAAAUGGUGAGUUUGAUCUGGCUGAUCUUGUGAUUGAUCUACAUCGUCGUUUGAGAAUUGGAAGCUACAAUGGUGAUAAAAUUGAUUUUGUAUACAUAGAUGAGGUUCAGGAUCUUACAUUGAGCCAAAUUGCGUUAUUCAAAUAUAUCUGCGAAAAUGUUGAAGAAGGUUUUGUUUUCUCUGGUGAUACAGCACAAACUAUUGCGAGGGGAAUUGAUUUUAGGUUCCAGGAUAUACGAUCUCUAUUCUACAAGAAGUUUCUACUUGAAUCAAAAAGCAGUGGACAUAAUAAAAGAGAAGAAAAAGGAAUAAUGUCAAAUAUUUUCUAUCUGAGCCAGAACUUCCGUACUCAUGAUGGGGUUCUCAAACUAGCACACAGUGUUAUUGAACUUCUAUAUCAUUUCUUUCCUCAAUCGAUUGAUGUUUUGGAGCCUGAGAAUAGUCUUGUGUAUGGAGAAGCUCCGAUUUUGCUUGAAUCAGGGAGCAAUGAAAAUGCAAUCAUCACUAUUUUUGGAAAUAGUGGAAAUAGUGGAGCAAGUAUUGUUGGCUUUGGUGCGGAGCAGGUAAUAUUGGUACGGGAUGAUUCUGCUCGGAAGGAAGUUGCCAAAUAUGUUGGGAAGCAAGCUCUUGUUCUAACUAUUGUGGAGUGUAAGGGCCUUGAGUUUCAGGAUGUAUUGUUGUACAACUUUUUUGGCUCAUCACCUUUGAAAAAUAAAUGGAGGGUAAUAUAUGAAUAUAUGAAGGAAUACGAUUUGCUCGACUCAACGUCACCUAGCACAUUUUCCACCAAACACAAUGUCUUAUGCUCAGAACUAAAGCAACUUUAUGUAGCUGUCACACGAACAAGGCAGAGAUUGUGGAUUUGUGAGAAUACAGAGGAGUUCUGCAAACCUAUGUUUGAAUAUUGGAAGAAAAAGUGUCUUGUCCAAGUCAGACAACUGGACGACUCACUUGCUCAGGCAAUGCAAGUUGCUAGCAGUUCAGAGGAGUGGAGGUCAAGGGGCAUGAAGCUAUAUCAUGAUUGUAACUAUGAAAUAGCAACAAUGUGCUUUGAAAGAGCCGGGGAUACUUAUUGGGAAAGAAGAUCUAAGGCUGCUGGCCUUAGAGCCACGGCUGACCGAAUGCGGCAUUUGAAUCCUGAAGCAGCAAAUGUUAUACUUAGGGAAGCUGCUGAUAUAUUUGAAGCAAUAGGCAAGGCUGAUUCUGCUGCCCGUUGUUUUUGUGAGUUGGGGGAGUAUGAAAGAGCAGGCAGGCUUUAUUUAGAAAAAUGUGGGGUGUCAGAGCUGGAAAAGGCUGGGGAAUGCUUUUCUCUUGCGGGAUGUUAUGAACUUGCAGCUGAUGUUUAUGCUAGGGGUUAUUUCUUCCCAGAAUGUUUAAAAGUUUGCUCCAAGGGAAAAUUAUUUGACAAGGGUUUCGAGUACAUUCGGGAUUGGAAACAAGAUGCAACUAUAGAUGUUGGCGUGGUUAGAAGAGGAAAAGUAAUAGAAAACAUUGAACAAGAGUUUCUAGAGGGUUGUGCUCUUCAUUAUUAUGAGCUUAAAGAUCACAGAUCCAUGAUGAGGUUUGUUAAAGGUUUUCAGUCCAUAGAAUUGAUGCGCAAGUUUUUGAAGCCUCUGGAUUGCUUUGAUGAGCUUUUGUUUUUGGAAGAAGAAUUGGGCAACUUCUUAGAGGCUGCAAACAUUGCGAAGUUAAGAGGGGAGAUUCUAAAGGCUUCCGAUCUCCUUGGGAAGGCCGAGAAUUUCAAAGAAGCAUCCAUGCUAAUUCUCCUCUUUGUGUUGUCCAGCUCAUUAUGGACAACUGGAAGUAAAGGCUGGCCUUUAAAGCAGUUUACAGAGAAGCAAGAGCUUUUGGCAAAAGCAAAGUCAUUCGCUAAGAACGAGUCCAACAACUUCUAUGCUUGUGUUUGUACAGAGGCUGAUGUUUUAUCAAACGAGAAGACUAGUGUGUCCGUCAUGAAAAAUUCUUUGAAUUCUUCUCAGAGACACAAGAGUGCUUGUGGUGAAAUAAUAUCCGCUCGAAAAAUUAUAGAUGCUCAUCUUCAUACAGACUUGUCAAAGUAUAUGUGGGAAGAUUAUUUUGUUUUCGAUCGAAUAAAGCAUUCGGAGCAGAUGAUCUCUGGAAAUCAGAUUUCUGUAGAAACACUUGUUCACUUUUGGAAUUUUUGGAAAGAUCAUGUUGUGAACAUUUUCAAGUAUCUCAGAAGUCUUGAAACCCAAGAUUUUAAUGAAUAUAAACAAUAUGGAGAUUUCUGUUUGAAUUACUUGGGAGUGUGGAGACAGUUCCGUGAACUUAACGCAAUCUAUCUUUUGCUCAACCCUGGUGCUGAUUGGGUGAGAGAUAGAGAUAAUCGAUUCCUUCAUCGGAAUGGAAAGUUGGUUUCUAUUGAUGUUCGCCAUUUAGCUUUGACUGCUCGAAGUUACUGGUCUUCAGAAAUACUUUCUGUUGGCCUGCAGGUUUUGGAGAAUCUUGAAGCUCUUUAUAAUCUCUCAUUAAACAAUAACCUCUCCAUGUUCUGCCAAAGUAGAUCACUUACUCAUAUAUAUGAAGUUGCAAAGUCUCUUUUGGAAUCCGAAUAUCUGGACCGUGGGUGCCAAGGUGCCAAGGCAUUACAGAGAUUUGCCAAAUUUUCUGCUGAAUCUUUCUUUGGCUAUGUAUUUCCUCUAGAUUGGCGAAAAUCAUUGGCAGAGAACAUGUUUUCUCUGAGAGGGAGUGAAGUUUCUAAGCAUUUACUACAAGAAGUGAUAUUGGAAAACAUCAGCUCGAGGGGUAAGCUAACUUAUGGGAAAAUUGGAAGAGUUGUGAUGAUAAUUCUUGGAUUGGGUAAGCUAAACAAUGAUUUGUAUGAGAAGAUUAUAAAAUUGUUUGAUGGUAUAGAUGGGAACCCACCUUGGAAAACAUUCAUUCAGAAUCUUUGUGGGAAUGUUGAUAUUUCAUUUCCACAAGCUACUGUGCCUGACAAUAUCAGUAAAUCUCCAAGAGAGUGGUCCCUUCUAUUCAGGCUCCAUGAAGCUUUGAAGGAUACCUAUAACGCCAACUGGAUGAAAGAAAAUGACUACAUAUCUCCCAGUUGUUUCUUGUAUCUUGUUGAGCGCCUAUUGAUCUUGGCAUCCUCCUUCCAUGGUUACUUCAUCACUUCGAAGUCUUCUUUUGUUGAAUGGUUUAUCUACGAAGAGGUAGGUAACAACCCAAAUUCCACUUUCGUUUCUGAAGUGCAACCUUUCCUAAGAAGAAUCUAUGAGUCAAUUAUUGAUUUUGUUCGGCAGUUUCUUUGUGAUAAGAAGGCGACACUUGAAUGGAUUAGAAGGUCUAAUAUAAAUGCAAAGGAUUACUAUCCGUUGCUGGUGUUGAGAUUGGUUGCUAUAAUAUGUUUGGUUAAUCUGAACUCUGGGAGUUUUGUAGAUUCACUUUCUGAAUUGCUUGGUUGGAGCUCUAUCACUGAGCAACUUCCAUCCGAAUUUUAUGAUGUCCUUAGGAGAAGAGGGAAACAUUUACAUAUGAAUGUAAAUGUGCUUGCUGAAGCAUUUAAGAAGGUCCACAAUCCUCUUGUAAUUGUGAGUUUGGGAAAGAAUUGUUCGCAAUUUUUAUGUCCAGAUGCCAUUUUUGUUGAUAUGACGGCAAAGCCGUCCUGGGGGGACAUGUUGAGAGUCCUUCAUCUUCAGGCAGUCGAAGCCUCUCGAGGUCAAAUUGGAGCUUUUGAAGUGGGUGCAACUAAUUCUUGUGGCGAAGUUCUUUUGUCAGACAGUUAUGACCACGGGGGUUAUAAGCUCGCACCUUCAAACUUGGCAGGUCAGGGUGAUUUGAACAACAUAAUUGGAAUCAAGCUACCAAUUAAUUAUAGUUACUUUUGGGAUAGAUUCGAAGCUUUGAAGCCACUGGAGAUUGGUGGAGAUCCAAGGUGCAUGUUGGAAAAUGUCCAAGCAAUGAAGGUAAACCUGGGGGAAUGUAUUCACCUUUUAAGAAUUAUUAUGCGUGAAUGCCGUCAGAUGAAUAUUUACCACGAACAUGAAAACUUAUUGAAGGAAGUAGCUGGCAUGCUCGAGGAACUGAAUCUACUUUCUGUUGCAUUGGAUGCGAGGGAACCGCAGCCUGGGAACAAUAUUUCAACAAUUGGCGAACUUUCCAAGAGAUUACAAUCAAGAAGACAACGUGUCGAACCUUCCUUAAAUCAGCUUUUCUUGCAACUCAGCGCAAUACAUCCGGUAGAGGCAUCAGAAAUCGAGAAUACAUCUGUGGACCGGUACAAUGAGAUGGACAGUGAUGGUGAGUCUAAGGAAGGCAGCAGUGUUGAUAAGGGUAAGUCAAAUGCUUCAGAAGUUGCUGCGGUGUCUGGAGCCUACAGCCAAAGCAGCAAGGAAACACAAAACAAGGGAAAGGGCAACAAGUCUAAGAAGAAGAAUAGGGGUAAAGGAAGCCGGAAGAAAUAAAUAGCUGUACAUGAGUUGGAAGGUUUGAUGACAUUAUGCUUUCAGAAACGUUAUUCUAAUGUGCUAGAAUACAUCAUUGAAAGAGCUACCUAAUACAUAUCUCAAUGUAAAGUAAGACUCAGGGCUGGAAUUAACUGCUUAUUAGUUUUGG
Molecule: messenger RNA, 8864 nt
Organism: Juglans microcarpa x Juglans regia
Lineage: Eukaryota; Viridiplantae; Streptophyta; Magnoliopsida; Fagales; Juglandaceae
Exons: 14
Coding region: 173-8713 (2846 amino acids)
Molecular function (GO): ATP binding; helicase activity
Source: RefSeq, a predicted model, not a curated record